GCACAUAAUUAAUCUAAAUAAGUAUCAUUUGAGAACUAGUGUUCGUCAAAGCAACUAACAAGAAAUCAAUAUGAAGUUCUACGCAGUCCUCGCUUUCCUUGUAGCCUUCAUGGCUUUCGUGCAUGCAGCUCCUGCAGACGAGGAGUACAGUGUGGCGGGGUUGUCGGGCGAGGUGACGGUGGCGGUGGAGGUGUUCGGCAGCGCGCGGCAGCGGAUCUGCACGGCGGCGCUGUGCCGCGCGGUGUGCCAGUCGCUGGGCUUCCCGCGCGGCAGCUGCAACGCGCAGCUCCUUUGCGUCUGCAGACGUUGAGACGUGUUCAUAUAUCGUGCAAUCUAAAAUAUUUCAUUAAGUUUUUGAACAAAGUUUUUAUGUGAUUGAUUUUUGUACCGCAUAAAUUGUAUGUAAUUAAAGCCAUAUUUUUUAAA
Molecule: messenger RNA, 426 nt
Organism: Colias croceus (clouded yellow)
Lineage: Eukaryota; Metazoa; Arthropoda; Insecta; Lepidoptera; Pieridae
Product: defensin Lucifensin-like
Exons: 2
Coding region: 71-310 (79 amino acids)
Biological process (GO): defense response
Source: RefSeq, a predicted model, not a curated record